This is a messenger RNA of Gloeophyllum trabeum ATCC 11539, 572 nucleotides long. RefSeq lists its product as uncharacterized. Lineage: Eukaryota; Fungi; Basidiomycota; Agaricomycetes; Gloeophyllales; Gloeophyllaceae. The record is from RefSeq and is a predicted model, not a curated record. The coding region runs from base 68 to 532 and encodes 154 amino acids. The transcript is spliced from 3 exons.
CGCGUUUUAUUCCUGUGUUCUCUGCUAAACGUAUCUUAUACGACUGGGACUGGACGAGCUUGCCGAGAUGAGCGACGAAUACGCUAGCACGGGGUACAAGGGUUCUUUGGUUAACAAUUCUGAGGAUCCACGAGAGAAGUACCCACAAUCGGUGGAACGCGGCACGGGAAACUAUCCUUCGAGCUCCGCAGAUGACUCAACAUCCGAAGGCGGCUACGGCUCCGCGCGCGACCCCUACUCCCCCGCCGCGCAGCGCGGCCACCCCGAGAAAGCGCCCUCCUUCGGGCUCGUAAACCAGUCCGUUCCCGGCGGGCCAACGAAUCAAGCACAGGACGCACAGCAGGGGACGGAUAGGGGUAGUCGGAGGGAGUACGAGGGAGAGCACGGUGGCCAAGGGUUGGAUCCGUACGGCGCGAGCAGUUUGGAUAGUCGGAGGGAGGCCGAGGAGGCGUUGGCGGGGAAGUAUAGGGGUGCGAGGGAUGUGAAGGAGUAUGAGAGCGGCGCGACGUUGGAGAAUGAUCAGGGAGCAUAAGAACCUGGAAGGUUAGAAGAACGAGAAGUCUCAAGCGUUC